Messenger RNA from Rotaria sp. Silwood1, 966 nucleotides. Lineage: Eukaryota; Metazoa; Rotifera; Eurotatoria; Philodinida; Philodinidae. The record is from the annotation of a GenBank genome assembly.
AUGUGUAUACCAUGGCCAAUUUUAGAACCACUGCAAAAUUCAAACGAAAAGUUUAAUAGUGUCGGAUUGAUUUAUGGAAUAAAAGAUGAAAAUGUUCGUCGAAAUUUAGGUUAUGAUAUCGAAGAACAUAAAUCAUUGAAUAGAAACAAACGAGCAUUUCGAAACAUGUUAAAACAACAAUACAAACAAAAUAAUCUUUUACGUGAAGAAGUUAAAUUCGAUCGUAAUCGACAAAAGACAGCAAGUUCUACUAAUAAUCGAACACCAAUAGUACAACAAAUAUCAGUUACUUCUCCUAAAGCAAAUCUUAAAACUAUUGAAUACAAAGAUUUCAAUAAUAAAAAUCAAAGAAUAUCUGUAAAUUCUAUAAAAGCUCAAGAUCAAAAUGCACCAACAAACAGACUUGGUGGUAAUCGUACAAUAUCACGACAGUCGUCUAUUGUCAAUUCAAAACGAUCGUCAACCUUCUCGAGUGGUAACUCCAAUAUUGAUAAACCUAUUAGACUUCGUUCUAUGCAUGUGUCGGAGAUUAGUAGACGCAUGAAAACUCAUGAAACAUCUCCUCAUACUGAAGAAUUACUUUUGACACCGAUGACAGAUCAUUAUGUACCACAACGCACACCUUCUCGUGUAACUCCGCAACAACAACAAUUAAACAUCUAUACAGAAAACGAUGACAAAAGUGUUCUACUAUCACCUCAAUCUUCCGAAAUUUAUGGAUAUCGAAUUUCAUCGAACAAAAUGUCACGUAAAACUAGUCAAAGUUUAUCACCGACACACAAUAAAUCAAUAAAUACUAAGCAAUCACGCGAAUCAAUUGAAUCUCGUAAAAAUCUAUCCAUAAACGAUGUUAGAGACAUAAAGAGUACAACAAGUAUUAAACAAAGUAAUGAUAAACAAAGUGUUCAAAAAUAUAUUAGUCAAACUCCGAUCUCAUAUCAAACACAUGUGAGUAAACUUUUGUAA